AUGUGUGCGAAGGAUUCAUGGGAUGGGACUUAUCGCAGGAUUGAUAAACCUUUUCGAUAUCCACAAAUCUACGUGGCGGAUGGCAUGAACCGGGCACCAUUCGACCCCAUUCAGAUGCCAGGAUGCCAGCAGAAACCUCGGCCCCUGACAGCCAAGGACGUGAUGGGGAGGGGAGCAGCGAUCGAAAAGAUGGAAGGUGAUAGCACUGAAGCUGCGCUUGCCAAGCCCAACAAUAAUUUCGCCCUCGCGUUGUUCACUGAGAACAAACGCAGGAAGACUUUCAACUGUGUUUCUGCAAUAGCUGCUUACGUGGAUGUGGCCGAGUUCGUCAGGUGGGGAUUCUAUCUGGACGUUGAUCUAAAGACCGCAUCGAAGUUACAGGACAACUUGGAAGAAUUAUCAAAGCUCAUCGUAUGCUGUGCAUUUUGCCGAGGGAAAUGCCGUUUGAAGACCUUCUUCAUCACCAGCGAAUCGAGUGAAACCAUUCGUCUGCGACAUCGUCACUUACCUCCUAGCUACGAAGCGUAUUCAAAUACUGGCAAAUGUUUUUCGAAUGUGGAAUUUUCAUCUCGUGCUCUGAGCAAGGGUUAUCCAUCCGACGAUGAAGAUUUCAACCCAAACCGGAAGAAGAUGCUUUCUAAUGCCAAUCGACUCUGCUCGCUCGAGUUCUUUCCGAAGAGAUACAUUGUAUCUACUGAUGAAAUGGCAAGAUGGGGUCAAUAUUAUACCGGGAUCCGCGAUGAAACAGCUUGUAUUUUUUGUCGUUUGAUCAUUCACAACUGGGAAUACGGAGACAAUCCGUACGAGGAACACCACGCUUCUUCAGAGCUAAUCGUUGAGGAAGACGUGGAUUUCCACCAUUUGUCCGGAGUAGACGCGCAAGGAGGGGAGAAAUAAAAAGCAUUGUCCUCAAUCGCCUCAACUGCUACAUAUGUAUACCAACUCGGAUCGGUUCAAAUAUAUAUGUUCAUCUGUAUAUACGACACACUUUGAUUCAUGCUUAAUCUUGUUAAUAAAGCA
Messenger RNA from Darwinula stevensoni, 1020 nucleotides. Lineage: Eukaryota; Metazoa; Arthropoda; Ostracoda; Podocopida; Darwinulidae. The record is from the annotation of a GenBank genome assembly.